This is a messenger RNA of Penicillium bovifimosum, 1317 nucleotides long. Its product is annotated as retrograde cargo receptor ERV46. Lineage: Eukaryota; Fungi; Ascomycota; Eurotiomycetes; Eurotiales; Aspergillaceae. Bases 1 to 1317 code for a protein of 438 amino acids. The record is from RefSeq and is a predicted model, not a curated record. Gene Ontology annotation, biological process: retrograde vesicle-mediated transport, Golgi to endoplasmic reticulum; endoplasmic reticulum to Golgi vesicle-mediated transport. The transcript has 3 exons. Gene Ontology annotation, cellular component: endoplasmic reticulum membrane; endoplasmic reticulum; Golgi membrane.
AUGCCCGCAAAGUCGCGAUUCACGAAGCUAGACGCCUUCGCCAAAACCGUCGAGGAUGCACGCAUUCGCACGAAUUCUGGAGGUGUUAUUACAAUCGCCUCGCUUUUAGUUGUAUUAUGGCUGGUAUGGGGCGAAUGGGCCGAGUACAGACGAAUCGUGGUGCUGCCGGAGCUCGUCGUCGAUAAGUCGCGAGGAGAGCGAAUGGAAAUUCACAUGAAUAUGACAUUCCCUAGGCUGCCAUGUGAGCUCCUGACCUUGGAUAUGAUGGAUGUCUCUGGCGAGCAGCAGGUUGGCGUUGCUCAUGGCGUGAACAAAGUCCGCCUAGGCCCUCAAUCCGAAGGCGGCAAGGUGAUCGAUGUCCAGGCUUUGGACCUACACUCGCCAGAAGAAGCCGCGAAGCACCUGGAUCCGGACUACUGUGGUGAAUGUGGUGGCGCGACACCUCCGGCGAACGUCAUCAAGCCAGGUUGUUGUUCUACUUGUGCCGAAGUGCGCGAGGCAUACGCCGAUAAGCAAUGGGCCUUUGGCGACGGCAGCAACAUCGAGCAGUGCAAACGCGAAGGAUACGCCGAGAAACUCGCCGAGCAGCGCCGCGAGGGAUGUCGGAUCGAGGGUGUGCUGAAGGUGAACAAGGUGGUGGGCAACUUCCAUAUCGCACCAGGCCGCAGCUUUACUACUGGCAGCAUGCAUGUCCACGACCUGGACGCCUACAUUAUUCCUAACGCACCUGCUUCGGAACAGCACACGAUGUCUCACAUCGUACACGAGCUUCGUUUCGGACCCCAGCUUCCUUCCGAGCUUGCAGGCCGCUGGGGGUGGACCGACCACCACCACACCAACCCGCUCGACGAUACCAAACAGGAGACCGACGAAGCUGCCUACAAUUUCAUGUACUUUAUCAAGGUUGUCUCGACAUCUUACCUUCCUCUAGGGUGGGAUCCCCUGUUUUCGUCGUCCAUCCACAAUGCCUACGACAAGGCGCCUCUCGGGGCUCACGGCGUCGGUUUUGGCGGUCAUGGUAGUAUCGAGGCCCACCAGUAUUCGGUCACUUCUCACAAGCGUCCUCUCUCCGGUGGCAACGAUGCCGCAGAGGGUCACAAGGAGCGUGUGCACGCCGGUGGUGGUAUUCCGGGUGUCUUCUUCAACUAUGAUAUCUCCCCUAUGAAGGUAGUCAAUCGUGAGGCUCGGCCGAAGACUUUCACUGGCUUCCUUACCGGUGUGUGCGCUAUCAUUGGUGGUACUCUCACUGUCGCUGCUGCCCUGGACCGCGGUCUGUAUGAAGGUGCUAUGCGCGUCAAGAAGCUGCACUCAAACUAG